AUGUCAGAUUCUAACAGAACCGACUUCACCAACCCCUCCAACUUCAUCCUACUAGGCAUUCCUGGCCUAGAGGCUGCCCAUAUCUGGAUCUCCAUUCCCUUCUGUGCCAUGUACACCAUAGCCGUGUUGGGUAACUUCACCAUCCUGUUCAUUGUGAAGAGGGAGCCGAGCCUCCAUGGGCCCAUGUACUAUUUCCUCUGCAUGCUGUCCCUCAGCGACCAGGUCAUGUCCACAUUCACCCUACCGAAACUGCUGAGCAUCUUCUGGUUCAAUUCCAGGGAGAUUGAUUUCAGUGCCUGCCUCACCCAGAUGUACUUUGUUCACUGCUUCUCAGUGAUGGAGUCUGGAAUCCUCGUGGUCAUGGAUUUUGAUCGCUAUGUGGCCAUCUGCAAUCCUCUGAGAUAUUCCAUGACCCUAAAAAACUCUGUUGUGGUCAAGAUAGGCCUGGCCAUGGUGCUGCACAGUGGCUUAUUCGCAUUACCUUAUCCCUUAUUGGCGAGUCAGUGGCCAUAUUGCAGAACCAACAUCAUCCCACACUUCUACUGUGGACAUAUAGCUGUGGUGAAGCUGGCCUGCACUGACAUCAGCAUCAGUAGUUACUAUGGCCUGUUUGAUCUUCUCUCUGUGAUCGGAAUGGAUGGGUUUUUUAUCGCCAUGUCCUAUACUGAGAUCCUCCGGGCCAUCUUCCGCCUCCUCACAAAAGAUGCCUGGCUCAAAACUUUUGGGACCUGUAUUGCUAGGACAACCUGCAUCUCUCACCUUUUUGCCAUCUCAGCUUUGUACUUCCCAGAUUUAUUCUCCUCUCUUGUGCUGCGAUUUGGCCACAAUGUACCACUGCAUGUCCUGAUUUUCAUUGCCAGUGUGUACCACCCCGUUCCUCCUGUGCUGCACCCCAUUAUUUAUGGGGUGAGGACCAAACAGAUCCGGGACAGACUGCUCCAGCUCUUUACUCAUAAAGAGACCUAA
Gopherus evgoodei (Goodes thornscrub tortoise) is the source of this 966-nucleotide messenger RNA. RefSeq names its product olfactory receptor 51I2-like. Gene Ontology annotation, cellular component: membrane. Gene Ontology annotation, biological process: G protein-coupled receptor signaling pathway. The record is from RefSeq and is a predicted model, not a curated record. The transcript has 2 exons. Gene Ontology annotation, molecular function: olfactory receptor activity; G protein-coupled receptor activity. NCBI's taxonomy places the organism in Eukaryota, Metazoa, Chordata, Testudines, Testudinidae. Bases 1 to 966 code for a protein of 321 amino acids.